CUUUCUAUCCAGCUGUUCAGAAUCGGGUUCCACGAAUCAAGUCCAGGACAGUCCAAGUUGUAUAAAAAUCAUUCAUCAAGGAACAAGUUUUUGGAAAGAGUGGAAUCUAAGCAUCUCGGACCUCACAUACCCUUAAGUGUAAGCACUCACAUGGUCAUGUAUCUAUCAAUUUGCAAGCAUCGACUGCGACUGGACAACCAAUAACAUCCAUGAAAUAAAUAUUGUAAUCGUCGAUCAAAUCUAUUAGUAGCCCUAAGACCCUCAUGUCGUUCAGGUGGAGUUUCACCCAAAAUAGAAACACGUGGGUCGUGGGUCGACAAAAUGAGUGUCAAAGAGAGUAAACUGGCAUAAACAAAGCCAUGUGACAGUCUUUACUGAUGGGUCAUACUUGAAUUGUGCUCAAUACCAGUAUUUUCCUACUAUAAAGAGCUUAUCAUGCCUUAAUAUUUGAUCACACUCAAGUUUUUCUCUUCAAAAAGCCUAAUCUAAAUCCUUCAAGUUCUAUACCUUCUAAAAAUGGCAAUCCGUUUACCUUAUGUACUCUCUAAAACAAAGCAAGGUCUUACUAAAAAUCAGCAAGUAGUCCCGAAAGGGCACAUCCCGGUGUAUGUUGGAGAGCAAGCCGAUAAGAAGAGAUAUGUGGUUCCGAUUUCUUACUUGAGCCACCCUGUGUUCCAAGACUUGCUACAGCGUGCUGAAGAAGAGUUCGGUUUCAAUCAUCCGAUGGGUGCUCUUACUAUUCCUUGCACUGAAGAAACAUUCUUUAAUCUUACAUCUGAACUUGUGUGGUAAAAGUAUCAAGAACUCGAUCAAGAACAGGAAAUUUUCAUUUUCUGUUCUAAAUUUUGUAGGAUUUUUUUAGAUUUUAUUGAUUUUUGAUACCCAGAUGGUAUAAUGUAAAGAGUGAUGUAAUUUGUUUCCCCCCAUCUGCAUCAUUCAGUGGGGGAGUAAAAUCAAUAGUUAGAUACACUGCUUCAGUUUUAAGAUUAUUUUGUUGUGGUUCUUACAAAGCUACUUAAUACCCAUCCUCCGAUACUCUCCUCUCAAAAAAAAAAUAAUUACCGUGACACAUAUUCAUACAAUUCUCUAAUUGGUCACUUUGAAAUUAUAAGUAAUAACUUUACGGCCUGUUUGGUUAGUGGUACUAAAUAUUGGUAAUAAGAAUGAUUUAUAGUGUAUAAUUUCAUCAAAAGUUCUAUGUCAUUCCCAUGGUGAUGAUUGAUGAAACUCUAAUCACAAAAAAAAAAAUUGUUUAUAAAUUU
Messenger RNA from Amaranthus tricolor (Joseph's coat), 1262 nucleotides. RefSeq names its product auxin-responsive protein SAUR21-like. The record is from RefSeq and is a predicted model, not a curated record. The transcript has a single exon. Lineage: Eukaryota; Viridiplantae; Streptophyta; Magnoliopsida; Caryophyllales; Amaranthaceae. The coding region runs from base 517 to 792 and encodes 91 amino acids. Gene Ontology annotation, biological process: response to auxin.